AUGUCGUGGGUCCUCUCGAUCGCCGGCGCGCUGGCCGCCAUCAUCGCGUUCUACCUCUGCGCGAACCGCCUCGUGCUCUUCUUCAGCACCAUUAGCUUCCAAGACGGACCGUACGUCCUCGGCGUCCACCAGUGGCGCAGCAACAACCGCGCCGGGCCGCACUGGUGCAACAUCUGCGAGUCCGUGGCCUACGGCAUCCGCAGCAACGUGGUGAGCUGCGACAUCUGCGGCAUCACGGCCCAUGGCCGCUGCGCGCUGCUGUACCUGCGCGGCGGCGGCCUGCCGGAGCGCUGCGCCUGCAAGGUCGCGGCCGUGCCCAUCGACUCGGACGCGCGUGCGCUCGAGCAGCAUGCGUGGGUCAAAGGCAACAUCGAUCCGCUCGACACGUGCGACAUCUGCGGCCUCUUCUGCGGCAGCAUCCUCGCGCUCUCGGCGAUCCAGUGCGCGUGGUGCCAUCGCCGCGUCCACGAGACGUGCUUUCACAACGGCGGCAUUAGCCCUGCCUGUGACUAUGGCCCGCACGAGCGCCUCAUCCUGCCGCCCUCAUCGAUCCGCAUCCAGCCCAAGCCGACCGUGCUCUCGUCGGUCAAGUCGGCGGUGCAGAAAAUCAAGUCGCGCGCGCUCCAGCACCGGUCGUCGUCCUCGAGCAAGCUAGCAACGACGGACGACGAUGCGUCGCCGAUGAAGACGCGCUCCGGCACGGUCCGCCAACGCCGGGCGACCGAAACGAGCAUCACGCCGCCGCCGUCGGCAGGGUACGCGUCUUCUCUACAUUCUAGCUUGUGGCUGGACGCAGGAUGUAAUAGAGCCACAACGACCGAGGUCGUUGAAGUCGAUACAGACGAGAUGCUGCCGUAUGUUAUCGAGCAGCCCAUCGGAUCGACGCCGCUCUUGGUCUUUAUCAACAGCCGCAGUGGCGGUCAAAUGGGCGUCUACGUUCUUCGACAGCUGCGCAAGUGGCUCAAUCCCCUUCAGAUUUAUGACCUCUCGGUGCCCGGUGGUCCUCGUCCGCCUUUGCUGCAGUUUCGACACGUGACGGCGCUUCAGAUCCUCGUGUGUGGCGGCGACGGCACGGUCGGCUGGGUGCUUGGCACGAUCGAUGAGCUCGUGGCACAGGGCUUGCUGCGUCAACCUCCCGUGGCGAUCUUGCCGCUUGGCACGGGCAAUGACCUCGCGCGUAUUUUGGGCUGGGGCGGCGGCUACUCGGACCAGCGCAUUAGCGACAUCCUCUCGGACCUCGAGAAUGCGCACACGUGCCUCCUCGACCGCUGGCGCGUCGACCUCAACGGUGCCAAGCACUGUGUGCUCAACAACUACUUUGGCGUCGGUGUCGACGCUCAAGUGGCACUCGAGUUUCACGAGCAGCGCGAGCGGUCGCCAGCGCUCUUUAUGAGUCAGUUUAUCAACAAGCUCUGGUACAGCCGGUUUGGCGCCAAGAACUUUAUCACGCGGACGUGCGCCAAUCUCGAAACCAAGAUCCAGCUUGUGUGCGAUGGCGAGCCCAUCGCGCUGCCGUCGGGUAUCGAAGGCGUCAUCGUCGCCAACAUCAACAGCUAUGGCGGCGGCUCGGUGCUGUGGCACGACGUCGACGUCGACAACGAAUAUACGUUUAUGCAGCCGCAGGGCCAGCAACGCUUUUUGGACCUGCCUCGAUGCAAGAUGGUCUGCUGGAUGUCGUGGCUGUCACUGGCACCCUUCAUUUGGGCCAGCUCCAGGUCGGGCUUUCGAAAGCAAUUCGUCUCUGUCAAUGCAAGCACAUUGAAAUCAAGCUCCUCGAGCGACUCCCGAUUCAGAUUGACGGCGAGCCGCGCAUGCAAGACGCAUGCGACAUUGACAUUUCGUUCUUCCACCAGGCCUUUAUGCUCGGCAAGACGAUCGAAGAGCGCGACACGGUCGCCCGCCAGGUCGCAGAGACGCUGGAUUGGGCGGGCCAUUCCAAGAUCAUCACAUGGACACAGCGCGACAUUCUUCUCGCUGAAAUCGUUCGGCGCGUCAAAUCCAAGUCGCUGCCGACGAAGCGGUCCUCGGUCGAGUACAACAUGUGAUAAGACCCCCAAAUACGAGCUUGCAGCCUCAUAAAAAGGA
Molecule: messenger RNA, 2085 nt
Organism: Saprolegnia parasitica CBS 223.65
Lineage: Eukaryota; Oomycota; Saprolegniomycetes; Saprolegniales; Saprolegniaceae
Exons: 16
Coding region: 1-2079 (692 amino acids)
Molecular function (GO): ATP-dependent diacylglycerol kinase activity
Source: RefSeq, a predicted model, not a curated record